Messenger RNA from Staurois parvus, 696 nucleotides. The record is from the annotation of a GenBank genome assembly. NCBI's taxonomy places the organism in Eukaryota, Metazoa, Chordata, Amphibia, Anura, Ranidae.
AUUGGUUGCCACGUAAAUCUGCUCCAUAUUCAGUCUGCUCUAGUUUUAAUAAAUUCCCCUCGAUGUAUUGGUAUAGGAAUAUAAGAAAGAAUACAUCUAACAUAAUUUGUAGGUCUUGGGGAACCCUAUCUAAAACCAAUUCAAUGGUGAUCAGUGGAAAGAAUGCUCCUUACACUGGUGGUCAGUGGGAAGAAUGCUCCUUUCACUGGCGGCCAGUGGGAAGAAUGCUCCAUCCACUGGUGGUCAGUGGGAAGAAUGCUCCUUCCACUGGUGGUCAGUUGGAAAAAAGCUCCUUCCACUGGUGGUCAGUGGGAAAAAUGCUCCUUCCAUUGGUGGUCAGUGGGAAGAAUACUCCUUCCAUUGGUGGUCAGUGAUAAGAAUGCUCUUUACAUUGAUGGUCAGUGGGAAGAAUGCUCCUUCCAUUGGUGGUCAGUGGGAAGAAUACUCAUUCCAUUGGUGGUCAGUGAUAAGAAUGCUCUUUACAUUGAUGGUCAGUGGGAAGAAUGCUCCUUACAUUGGUGGUCAGUGGGAAGAAUGCUCCUUCCAUUGGUGGUCAGUGGGAAGAAUGCUCCUUCCACUGGUGGUCAGUGGGAAGAAUGCUCCUUCCAUUGGUGGUCAGUGGGAAGAAUGCUCCUUACAUUGGUGGUCAGUGGGAAGAAUGCUCCUUCCAUUGGUGGUCAGUGGGAAGAAUGCUCC